AUGACCAAAGAAGAAUGGCAGCUGGUGCUGGCGCCCAAACUGACGGGGACCUGGGAUCAUCAGAACAAGCUACUUCAGGAGAUGGACCUCUUUGCCCUAUCCUCCUCUCUUAGUGGCAUGAUCUUCGUUAUGGGCCAGUCACAGUACAACGCUUGCAUUUCCAUUGAUCUUGGCCUCGUUACUUCCGUCGAGGGCUUUGUUGUGCUUCAUGAGGAAGAGUUGUACAGUGUCGUGGACUAG
Messenger RNA from Aspergillus pseudotamarii, 240 nucleotides. RefSeq lists its product as uncharacterized. The record is from RefSeq and is a predicted model, not a curated record. NCBI's taxonomy places the organism in Eukaryota, Fungi, Ascomycota, Eurotiomycetes, Eurotiales, Aspergillaceae. The coding region runs from base 1 to 240 and encodes 79 amino acids. The transcript is spliced from 3 exons.